Messenger RNA from Somion occarium, 1744 nucleotides. The record is from the annotation of a GenBank genome assembly. NCBI's taxonomy places the organism in Eukaryota, Fungi, Basidiomycota, Agaricomycetes, Polyporales, Cerrenaceae.
GAGUUCGAGGGCGACUGACUCCUCAACUACACAGCGGCUACAAAGAUGUGAACAUGGUUGCCCAGGUCGCGGAUUGCAAAAUAUGACAUUGUCUACUCAUCACAUGGUCUCCGGAUAUGUUCUGCUGUCGUCUCUGUGAAUAUCUACUUGAUGAGGCUUUUACAGCCUGUGUUCUUAACCACCUGGUCACCUGGUAUGUCCCUGUGCAGGAUGUCACAGUACCCAAAAGUCUAUCCUUGUAUGCUCGAUUGCCCACCUUAUAUUCUAUGUCUCCGACACAGGUCAAUCUGUGAAGUGCUAUACGUGAAGAUCCUGCGUAACCUGGUCUUUUGGAAAACAUCGGAACUAUACGGUGUCACAUAGACUUUCACCCUCAUGCCAUGCUUCUUUGCUGCUUAGUGACCAUUCAGUAAAGGCAUCAGCGGUGAGCAAUACAAAUAAUUCAAUACACACACUUUGAAUUGUAGUCUGUUACCCCGCUUCCCCAGUGCCAAGCCGGGAAACCUUCGGGACAAAUUCUCUUCUUCUUUCGCAAUCUCUGCCCUGAUCCGCAAUACAUCCGCAAAUAGCACUGAAAGGUCAUUCAGCCUAAGCAAGAUUGACUCGCAUGAAUGAGCUUCUCUUGUCGCCGGUAUUCCAUAGAAGCCGCUUUUGGACGCGAUGACUUUCCGAGGUUUUAUGCGUCUUCCUACUAUCGGACCUCAUUCUGCUUGUCAAGUGCUACUCUUUCAAUUCUCCUCGGCAAAUUCGACAGCACAUUCGUGCGAAUCUCUCUGUAUGGUGUACACGGUUGCCGGAUACAGAUUGUUAACGAGCGGACUGGGCAAGUGUAAAGGACGCCUUCGCGUUCAGUCAAUCUCCCCAAGCAGUGGACAAUAUGAAGUGGCAAGCUUUAGUCCCUCUCGCUUUGGUUCUCGUACCUGCAGUGUCCGCUCAUUACCGAUGGACGUCCCUCGUUCAGGGCUCGACCGUCACUGCUGAAUACCAGUAUGUCCGCCAAAACACCAACUACAACUCCCCCGUAACAGAUGUCACGUCGAACGACUUCCGAUGCAAUGUCGGCGGUCUUCAGUCGGCGUCCGCUACUCAGACGGCUAUCGUUCAAGCCGGUUCGACUGUUGGUCUCGCUCUUGACCAGCCUAUCUACCACCCCGGUGUCAUCAACGUGUACAUGGCUAAGGCCCCUGGCUCUGCAUCUGCGUUUGACGGCUCCGGUACCGUGUGGUUCAAAGUCAAAGAAAUCACCGCUCAGACCGACGGCGGCCAAUCUAUCAACUGGCCUUCCUUGAACUUGGACCGAGUCACGUUCACCAUCCCUCAGUCCAUCCCCAACGGUGACUACCUCAUUCGAGUAGAAGAUAUCGCUCUUCACGUUGCUCAGUCAUACGGUGGUGCUCAAUUUUACAUCUCCUGUGCUCAAGUCACCGUGCAAGGUGGCUCUGGUUCAGGCAGACCUGGCCCUCUCGUCGCCAUUCCUGGUGUUUACACUGGUAACGAGCCUGGUAUUCUGAUCAACAUCAACUACCCCAUUCCGGCCACCUACACUCAACCCGGUCCCGCCGUUUGGAGCGGUUGAAAGGCUUGACACAAGAACAUAAUGUUGCUUUGAGAGAAUGCUGCAAUAGACUUUGUUUCUUACGCAAUACUUACGCAAAUGAAGAAAGUAUGUUCGGAUUCUCGACUGCUCGAUGAAACAAUGUCCUGCCCUGCGCAACCGUUGAAUUUGACCAAGACUCACUGCGUC